Exserohilum turcica Et28A is the source of this 629-nucleotide messenger RNA. RefSeq lists its product as uncharacterized. The record is from RefSeq and is a predicted model, not a curated record. Gene Ontology annotation, molecular function: acyl binding; acyl carrier activity. Gene Ontology annotation, cellular component: mitochondrion. Lineage: Eukaryota; Fungi; Ascomycota; Dothideomycetes; Pleosporales; Pleosporaceae. Gene Ontology annotation, biological process: fatty acid biosynthetic process. The coding region runs from base 45 to 464 and encodes 139 amino acids. The transcript has 6 exons.
CCGACUUCGCUAUCUCGCCAACGGUACUCUUGAAAUUGCUCAACAUGUUCCGCACAGCACUCCUCAGGUCCGCAAGGUCCGCUGUCCGCGCCGCACCACGAUGCCAGGCCGCAAUGGCUCGCCCCGCUGCGCGCAGCUCCUUCGUCCAGCCCAAGCAAACCACCCCCUCCGUAUACUUCCAGGCUGUACGAUGCUACGCCGCAAGCGCUGGUCUGUCGCGCGAUGAGGUCACUGGCAGGAUAAUGGACCUUUUGAAGAACUUCGACAAGGUCACCGACGCCUCCAAGCUCAACGCCGAGUCCCACUUCCACAACGACCUUGGUCUUGACAGUCUGGAUACCGUAGAAGUAGUCAUGGCAAUUGAGGAGGAGUUCAGCAUUGAGAUUCCCGACAAGGAGGCCGAUGCUAUCCACAGCGUCAAGCAGGCAGUCGAGUACAUUCUUGCCCAGCCCGAUGCGCACUAGAUGAUAUCCAAAGCCUGGGUACUGAGUCGGGGAGGAAGGACGUGGACUGGGUUGUCGGUUGUGCCGGUAUUGCUAUGUAUAUGCCUCGUUGUAAAAACAGUCGCCGGGGUCGGCAGCGUGUACUUCUGAUAGAAUUGACGGUAUCCACCUCCACAUGUUUUGAGU